AUGCUAAUUUUAAAAUGUCUCUAAAUUCCUGAACUUCACACGUGGGAAGUCCAGUGACCUGGGGUAGCUCUUGGGAAUUAGUAAUCCGAUACAGAAUCUUUCCCCUUUGUGUCACCUGUUACAAUUUGGCUUCCCUUUGCUGGGACUGAAAAUCAUUACCAGCUGACAGCUCUGUGAAGCCUGAUGUCUGCAACCAAAGCGACGUGUAGAAUGUUGCUGACGCCAGGCAGGAAGAGGAAAUGCCUAUUUUGAUUAAUUGAAUAGCCGUGGAGUGGAAAAAGAUCUAUUUGCGAACACAGCAGACUGACUAGUACUUAGAAUGAAAAGAGAGUGGAUCCAGACGAAACCAGGAUCUCCCGGAUCACACCAUUCACACGGCAGCAGAUUUUGGAAACCACAUUGACUUUUUUGGCUGCACUCAAGUGAUAUCAACUAAGAGGACCCUAUCAGGCUUGAAGUGCAUUGCCACAGUGAAGCUACUUCCGCUUCUAUUGAAAACACCAUCUCACGAUGAAACUCAAACCCAAUUGUCACUAUGGAAACCACAGUAAAGAUAGGGAUACAGUUUCAAAACGAAAACUCUGCCUGGAACUGGGAGACAGGUUGGCUGCUCGUGUUUUCCUCAGUGAUAUCCUGGUCUGUGGGGUCAACGCUUCACUUGGUCAUAAAGGGGGGGCUUGUGUCCCCUGGACACUUUCUGCCUUCGCUGUCAGCCCUUGACUGUUUCUGAGCCCCUUCCCUAGGCCGGUAUCCAUCCGAGCCACUUGUCUCCAGCAAGUUUGAAGGUCGUGAGGUGGAUCUCCACAUUCUUGUGAAUAACUGAGCAGGGAACUUGAUUUAAAUCUGUGCAUCGCCAAGGGCAAGGGGCCGAGAACAUGGAUAGAGAGAAGUUUCGGCAGAAGGCUCUGAAGCAAACUAAGCAGAAGAAAUCCAAGUCGGCUGAAUUUCUGAUGGUUAAAGAAGAUAGAGAGGCUACGGAAGGCAUUGGGAACCCAGCUUUUAACGUGAGCAGCCCGGAUCUCUUAACACAUCAGACUUCAGACAGGAAAGUUAUUAGACGUGACACGCUGGAUCGUACCCUUGCAGCUCACCAACAAAAAUUCAGGCUGCUGGCCUCUGCUGAACCAAAAGGAAAUGAAUACAGCAGAAAUUACUUUGACCCACUGAUGGAUGAGGAAAUAAACCCAAGGCAGUGUGGGAUGGAGGUCAGCAGAGAGGCACCCCUGCAAGUUGAUACUAGAAUUCUCAAUGAUCGAUUAAUGAAGCUGUUUGAGGAGAGAGGACAAGGAGAAGCCCAAGAUGGGAGCUGCCAGGAGGAGAUUUUGGAUUCUGAAGAGACAGUGAAUUCCAGAAAGAGACCGGAAUCCCACAAAGAGGGCAGCAAGGCAUCUGAAGGAUAUGUUCAGAAAAAUACAAUUCUGCGUGGAAGUUCUUCUUUGGAACAGGACCUGAAAUGUGGAGGGGAAGGACUCAGUCAGUACAUUCCUAUGUCAUGUUUAAACACUGACAAAACAUUUGACAAAGUGCCAAGUCAACCAUUAAUUGCACAUCGAGAUGUCUGGAAAGAAAACAGGCCAGCCAAGCUCUGUACUCUCACAGACGUAACUCACGAAUCAAAGGCAGCAGCAGCAGGACCUUGCUGGAAGGUUGAGCGCGGCCAGGCACCUCAGCAUCUUCAAGUACGGAUGAAAUGUGCAAGAGGCCUCAAGAACAAGGCUCCCCGAGGCUCCUACCGCCUCAGGGUGUCCUUGCUUGGUCGACCAGGUGGCUGUGUCUUCCAGUGGCAGCAAACGGAGCAGCUGAAGACCAGAACACACCCAGUGAGGCAUGAUGGAAAUUUUUAUGAUCUGGGGCUCUAUUUCCACGAAAGCCUUUAUGUGGACUCGUUUGGGGUACGUGAAGACUACAAAGCUGAGUGGCAGGCAAGUAAAACGAUGAUGGUGACAACUGAUAGAAAUAGUUAUAUUAUAGAAGCAGCAGCUCAAGCAAAAAGAACCGGAAGUUCAGCACUCCCUCCCAAGAAAGAUGUGAAACCUGGCAUGGCGUUCUUGUUUGAACUCUGUCUCCUUCGUGGGAAAUAUGCUUCUUUUGACUGGGUUGUGGGCUGGGCAGCCUUCCCUGUGUGUGAUAACAACUUCGAUGUAGUGGACGGGAAAUUCAAGUGUCCCCUUCUCCGAGGUCAUUAUGACCAGAAAUUCGACAGCUUCAGGAAAAUGGAAGAUUUGAUGUGCCGGGAUUUGGACCACUGGCUGUGCAAUCUCUACUUUCAGGUUAUUAAACUUCCUCUGUGCUUGGAUGAUCAAACAACCUAUGAAAGGCAGACUCAGCUUCCUCCCGAAUUUCCAGUUUCUUUAAUGGCUGGAGCAGAGACAGCAGAAUCAGGCGUGGAGAAUACGGCUGGCCUUUCAGAGAAACAAACAGAAGAAAACAUUUGUUCAUCCCUGGAUGGAAGCAUUCGGCAACGCCCGGAGACAUUUUUGGUUGCAGCAAGUGGGGGAGGGGUGGAGGAGUGGAAGGUACUGCCGGCAGCCCGUGGGGUAGAGGCCAGAAAUGCUGCUAAACAGUUUAGAAAACACGGGGCAGCCCCCAUAACGAAGAAUGAUCCAAUCCAAAAUGUCAACAGAAGCAUUUCUAAUAAAUUUGGUCCCUGCCCUACGGACUGUGAUCUCAAUCUCUUAAAAGAAGACCGUGAAUUACACAAGAAGACUCUGUCUUUUGAUGAAACAAUCCCCUCGCUCUUCAUCUGGCCAGAUGGGAGUGCUCCCUGGAGUCGCGCACAAAGACCCCGUAAAGAGUUUGGGGGAGAAAAAGCUGCCGCUAAGUGGAGCUUAAUUGUGCUAGAACCGAGGGUGAUAGGACAGCUGUGGCUCUUUAUAGUCCUGGGCAGUUGUCUCCAUACUCAAAAUGAAAUAAAGCCCUGCGUCUGGAAGAUUCCAAUCCAGUUUGCAUUUUUGUCAAUAGUUGUGUCUGCCUUUUUCCUGUGUGUGCCUGAGGCUGAGAAGACCCGUAUCCACAGGUGGUUCCCAGCAGUCUACUACGCGCUGUAUGCUACCUUCUUCCUCUCAGAAGACUUUUCAGCUGCUGUACUUUCUUUAUGUCUUGGAACAACGGAUCGAGAGAGGGUUGUGGAUGUAAUUCUCCGUCGGUACACCCUUGGAUUUCAGCUGUUCCUCGUUUGUAUAGUUGAAAAGCAUCCUCAGUACAGACUCUGCACGGAGUUCUGGGUUAGACGAUGGUCUACAUCUUCAUGGCAAAAUACAGACCCGAACAACAAAGGAACGGUCGAUGUCAAAUUCAGUGCCUCCUUAGUCCGGUGUUCCUCGGUUGCUGAUGGUUCUGGAUCUAGAGAAUUCUUCAAGCACCUUCAUUUCGGGAUGGUGUCGGCGUUCUCGGAACUUCAAUUCGCUGAGUGGCGAAGCCAGGGCUUCUGGUACAUCAUCCUACUGAUGGCAUCUCUCUGGUUCCUGAGGCUCUACCUCCAUUACCUUAGUCAGUGGCUUUUCCUCCAGGCCAUUUCAAUUCCUGUUGCAAAAUUCCAGUUUUCCCCUUUCACGGUUGAGCUUUGCUACCCAUCUUCCUCACUUGCCAUCAAAGAAGAGUUGCUCGUAGUUGUGGUGGGUCCUUUAAUGCUGAAUGCAAUGAUACUUCCUUUGGUUCUGAUCAGAUGGGGCUGUCAGCUACUGUUUGCCUCCUGCCCUGAUGUCUUGUCAAAAUUAAUCAUUACCAUGGGACUAUGGACAGUUCUAGACCCAUUGGCCGUGUUUAUAGUGGAUACUGUCCUCGGGCGGCUUACACAGAAUGGGGAGACUCCCGUAGCUGACGCAGCAAAGCUGUAUUGGGUGUUUGUAAGAACCAUGCAGUCGGGAAUUCUCGGUGUCAUGCUCACAGUGCUAAUUUACAUCCUCCUGUUCAUCAUUUCUUCUUUGAUUUUGUAUUUGUACUGUCUCAGAAGCUUUCGAGUUGGAAAUAGUCCCACUUACUCAAUUUUGCCUUAUUUGCCUGUAUUUUCAAAAGCUAUUUUCAUAUCCGUGUAA
Messenger RNA from Neofelis nebulosa (Clouded leopard), 4034 nucleotides. RefSeq lists its product as uncharacterized. NCBI's taxonomy places the organism in Eukaryota, Metazoa, Chordata, Mammalia, Carnivora, Felidae. Gene Ontology annotation, cellular component: perinuclear region of cytoplasm. The transcript has 26 exons. The coding region runs from base 876 to 4034 and encodes 1052 amino acids. The record is from RefSeq and is a predicted model, not a curated record.